This is a messenger RNA of Bactrocera latifrons, 1594 nucleotides long. RefSeq names its product alpha-(1,3)-fucosyltransferase C-like. Gene Ontology annotation, cellular component: membrane. Gene Ontology annotation, molecular function: alpha-(1->3)-fucosyltransferase activity. Bases 242 to 1447 code for a protein of 401 amino acids. The transcript is spliced from 3 exons. The record is from RefSeq and is a predicted model, not a curated record. NCBI's taxonomy places the organism in Eukaryota, Metazoa, Arthropoda, Insecta, Diptera, Tephritidae.
AUAAGCAAUAAGGGUUUACUACCUGAUAACUUUACCAAUAUUGGAAUAUCUGUGAUAAGCGUUUCUAUCGCUGGUAUUUAGUUCUCAUUGUCGCACAGAGAAAUUGGGUUUAGACUUACUACAUUUGUUUUUCAUAAAUCUCAUCACAGUGCUUCACCAGUCAUUUAUAAAACUCAAAAAAAAAAAAAAACACUACAGUUACUUAUGUGCUACGUAUGUAUAUAUCUACAAAGUGGGCGUAAUGUCCUUCAGCACAUCCAAGCAAAUGUACAGUAAUACGCGUUGCCUGAAGUUGGCUUUGCGCGCCACCAUCUGCAUCAUAUUUUUACUGACGCUCAUCAUUUUGGUGAUCUUUACGCGCAACAAUGCACGAAAUACAGCGCUGCGCAUGUCGAGGCAGCCGGCGCCGCAAGGCAGUGUUAUACUCUUCUGGAAUGGUUUCUUCCAGGACAAGCGCUGGACCUUACCGGCGGACACCUUCCACGCGCAGUGUCCACGAGCCAAUUGCAUUUUCACCAAUCAACACGACUUUUUGCCCUCAAUCGUCGACUAUGCAGCGAUCGUUUUUCAUACGGCGCGUAAAUUUACGCUUUUCUACGGCACACCACCACAACGUGCGCCCAAUCAAACGUAUGUGUUCGCACAAUUAGAAUCGCCGACGCAUACCUGGCACAAUUUCCAGGCCGAGAGCAAUUUCUAUAAUCUCACGUUGAGCUAUCGCCUCGACUCGGACGUGGUUUGGAGUUAUAAUGUGGUAAGAACGAUUGCAACGCGUCAAAUUAUUGCGCCGGCGCUAGAUCCAAUAUGGCCGGCGGUGGAGGUGGCUUGGACGCAAAACGAUGCGGAUUUGUUAUUGUUAAUUGAAGGAAAGCGUAAAAUGGUCGCUUGGUUUGCGUCCAACUGUAAGGUGGCUUCGAGACGGGAGCGCUUAGUGAAGGCGCUGCAGACGCACGUGCAAGUGGAUGUGUAUGGCAAAUGUGGGACCUUGAGAUGCGAACGGUUCAACAGCAGUUGCGAUGAGUUGCUCGACAAAGAUUACAAAUUCUAUUUGAGUUUUGAGAAUUCCCUUUGCAAGGAUUAUGUAACGGAAAAGUUUUUUAACGCGCUGCAGCGACACAUUGUGCCCGUGGUUUACGGUGGUGCAAAUUAUACGCGUUUCGCGCCACCACACUCAUACAUUGAUGCGCAGGACUUCAAAAACGCCUCAUCACUGGCUGAAUACCUCAACUACUUGAGUGAGCAUCCCUACCAGUAUGCUAAGUACUUCUGGUGGCGUCGCUAUUACAGGGUCGAGGCUAAUGAUGGCGGCCUCCACAUGCUACCAUAUUGCGAGUUAUGUGAGCGCAUUCACUCAAAACCCACCGUUAGACGUACUCAAGUCUAUGAAGAUAUAAAUGCAUUUUGGACCGAUAAAGUAUGCACGAAAAAGGCUCGGAUAGAUUUUUAAGUUUUUAAGUUGUUUUUAAUUAAUGUAGUUAAUUAAUUCUAAUUUUUUAUAUAAAUGAAUUAUAUAAGAAAAGGUAAAAAUGCAGGCGCAUGCGCAAAAAUAAAAGUGCUCACUAUAAGUUUGGGAGUAGUGGGAGAGUUUGAUAAA